ACACUAUUGCGUUUUUCCGAUUGCCGCACACGUGCCAAGAUUUCUGAUAUUUUCUACCUAAAUUACUUUAUUUUGCAGGCAUUGUAAACUUUCUUGAAAUUUCUUAUAAUUAAAGAAUAAUUGAACAACAUUCAACAAGGAACAUCAUAUUUAAAUAUAGCAGUCCACAGAGUACAUGGCAAUGGUGUCAGAAGCAAAGGUGAAUGGUAGUGGAGUGGAAGCUCCUGCAGAGGUUGUACCUGCCUUGGCAGAAAAACCUGCAGGCUUGCCACCAGGCAAGUAUGCUCUUGUAGGAUGGGAUAUGGAUACCACUGGAAGAAGACUGAUAGAUGAGAUAUGUCAAAUUGCUGCUUUUACUCCAAAGCAGACAUAUUCGCAAUACAUUAUGCCUUAUGGAGAUCUGAAUCCAGGUGCUAGAAGACGUCACAAUGUUCGAGUAGUCACUGUGGGUCGAUACCGCAUGCUGAAAGAUACUAAUACACAUAAAAUAUUAAAAACAAAAUCGGAAAUAUCUGCGCUUACGGAUUUCUUAGACUGGUUAGAAAAAGAAAAAGGUGAUGGCAGUGUUAUUCUCAUCUACCAUGAGCCACGCCGCCUUAGUCCUACAAUGUUGCUAGAAGCUCUUACUCGUUAUAAGUUGUUGGACCGUUUCAAGACAAUAGUGGCUGGUUUCGCAGACAGUUAUGCUCUUGCUGCUGACAAGUGCAAGUCCACAGUUAAAUCUGUAUCUUUAAGAGUUCUUGCAAGAGUCCUACUUGACGCAGAUACACUUUCAGUGGAUAGUGCACUGGAUCGUGCUACAGCGGCAUAUAGGAUUGUUGAGCAUCUGGCACAAGGAGAGCAACAAGAAGUGGGAGCUGGAGGAGAAGGCACAACGGCAAGUAAAGACAUGGUGGAGACUGCUAGAGUCUGGGCACGACCGGUUCAUACUGAAUUGGAAGCACUUGCCAACUUUAAGAAAUUACUAGAAAGACAGAACACAUUCCGGCCGGUGUUCGCGCCACUUCUGCGGUUGGCGCGGCCGGAGCGCAAGCGCGUCACGCAGCUGCGCCGUCUGCUGGCCGACGCGGGCCUGCUCUACGAUCAGCUCAAGGAUGCCUGGCAAGAACAGAAGUUGGAAGGUCUUGAGAAGCAGUUGGAGGCGUUAACGGUAUCAGCGAAAGAGGAAGACAUCAAGGAGCUAAUUGACAUAUUUGACUGCCACUUUGAUCCUGCCAAAGAGCCUAAAGGAUUAAAACCUAGAAUUCCAAAUAGAACAAGGGCCACAUCUUCAGCGGGAGAGACAGGUGAAGCCGAAGGCAGCACCAGUGAGUCGCAAAAGACUUCAACUCAGAACUCACCCAAUAAGACUAAUAAUGACGUAACGGCGGAGCCUAGUCAAAACACAGCGCCGGAGGCAGUAGUGGCCAACUAACGCCUGCACCAAACUUACAAUAAAACUAAAGCUUAGAUUUUUGUAUCACAUACUAUCGUUUAGUAUCAUAACAGAGCCAUAGCAUGUGACAAAACAUUUAUUCGUAUUAUACAUUUAGGUUAAGUCUCCUUUGGAAUUGAAAGAUAUUUGUUUCGCAUGCAUCGGUGAACGAGUUUACAAUUUUUUUUAUUACCUGUUAACAUUCUGUUAUUAUUUUUCAUAUGCUUAACGCGUAAAGUUUUUAUAUAUACAUGAAUAGAUGGUAAUUGUAGUUGAGUGCCUUAGCAACUCAGUGUUUUAAGAAACUUUAUUCACACUUUUGUGUGUGUUUAGUCUGUGACAACGUUUUGUUGUUUUUUACAAAGUGCCCCAGUGUUAAGUGUUAGAGCUGCCAUUGUGUUGCGCGAUUGACUCGUGUUCGAAGCGAGAAUGUUGAAGUAAUAAUAAUAUUUUAUAUAUCGCAGUUAUAGAGGGAAUAUUUAUGAUUUUACAACUGGGCUUUUAAGUACAAGUUUUCGUACUGUUUUUAUUUAUUUAAAAAAAAGAAAAUUAUUUAUUUUUUUUGCAAUGUGUGCAAUCACAUGGAACGGGUGGACUGAUUUUUUACAUCCGAUGUUUUAAAAAAGUUAUUUAUUUUAUUUUUCUUCUCCAUACGCAUAAUAUCUUAAGCUGGAUAAAUAAAAUACGCAUUUUCGCUAUACUAAUGAGCUGUCGCAUGUCAUUUCUUUUGCCAUAAAGUUUCUAAGGUUAAGUUUUCUUACCAUACAAUAAGCUACGCAUAAUAAAAACAGUGUGUACCUAUUAACUUACCUCUAAUUUAGUUAGUUUUAACAUAGACUGUACAUAUAAUUUAAUUUCUUAUUUUGUUCAGAUCUCUAAUAAAUAUGUAAGU
Molecule: messenger RNA, 2306 nt
Organism: Vanessa atalanta (red admiral)
Lineage: Eukaryota; Metazoa; Arthropoda; Insecta; Lepidoptera; Nymphalidae
Gene: exu
Product: maternal protein exuperantia
Exons: 10
Coding region: 176-1414 (412 amino acids)
Biological process (GO): bicoid mRNA localization
Molecular function (GO): protein homodimerization activity; RNA binding
Source: RefSeq, a predicted model, not a curated record